This is a messenger RNA of Physcomitrium patens, 5294 nucleotides long. RefSeq names its product PH, RCC1 and FYVE domains-containing protein 1. Lineage: Eukaryota; Viridiplantae; Streptophyta; Bryopsida; Funariales; Funariaceae. Gene Ontology annotation, molecular function: metal ion binding. The record is from RefSeq and is a predicted model, not a curated record.
GGGGAGGGGAGGGGAGGGGAGCGGAGGGGGCAGAGGAGGUGGAGAAGAGUAUCCCCAUGCAUGAUUGGGUGUUCGUCGCUGUCAUUGUGUUUCCAUCGACAGGAUUAUCAUGCCGCAAUUGAUGAAGUUGUGGAAGCGGGCAGAAGCACGCCCUGGAGGAGAAGAUUUUGACAUAUUGGUGUCGGAAUGAAGAUUUUCCUCGUCGCCAUGGUCGUUGGGUGUUAACGAUGAAACACCAGCAGCUGGAGGAAGGGCUUUGGUUAUUGAAUUGAAGGGAUCGUUGAAUAGUGGAGGUGCUACAGGUGUGGCAAAUGAGAGGUUAGCGUUAGGGUUUUGCGGGUUCGUGGUUGAGUGCAGGUUGGAUUGUGAAAGAGGUGGUUGUAUAAGGGAAAAUGAUUGGUGCGAUCAAGUCUCAGGGAUGGUUUCUCGUGGUUCGGUUCUUCUUGAGAGAAUGGUCUCCGGGAGUGUCAUUGUAGAGGACCAGCAGGGAAUGAGGAGCUACCGCGUGUUUUAGAAGCGAAUGUUCUUUUUAUUUCUUAUAUUAUUUUGGCAAGCCGUUUUAAGGAGUAGGCUAUGCUGCCCCAUAUUUGUUAUUGAAGUUUCUUGAUGAAGUGAACCUUUGUUGCUCAUGAGAGAUUUCUACUCACGAGUUUGUUUCGGAGGAUUCAUUUUAGGAGGUUCUUGACUUCCCUGUAGGUGCGGAAUGCUUACCAUAUUGCUCGAAAGCGUUUGGGGUAUGAAGUCUGGCAAUUCAUAUAGGAAACGUCUUGGUUACACAUCGGCUGGAGGAUUUACAAUGAUUGCAUCCGGUUCAAAUUUAUGAUUCUUUUCUGUAGCAGCGGAAAGGAAGGGCUGAGGAUGAUGGCGAAAAAUAAGGACUACGUAUGGGUAUAAGAUUCAAUCGUACAUGGCAUAGACUUUGAACUACAAAUUUACGAGGACUAGAUGCCGUGAUUUUGCUUGAGGUGAUGCACUCAGGGAAGGGAGGGCAGCGAAUGGCAGAUCAUUCACGACACGGAAAUCUCGAGCGUGACGUUGAACAGGCUAUUAUUGCAUUGAAGAAAGGAGCCCAGCUUCUGAAGUACGGCCGACGCGGAAAACCCAAAUUCUGCCCAUUCAAACUUUCUAACGAUGAGAAUGCACUGAUAUGGUACUCCGGGGGAGAGGAGAAGAAACUUUGGUUGAGUACUGUAUCUAAAAUAUUAUCCGGGCAGCGUACACCAGUUUUUUUGCGUUAUCCAAGGCCAGGAAAGGUGUGCCAGUCGUUUUCACUGAUAUACUCGAACGAGGAACGGUCGCUGGAUUUGAUAUGCAAGGAUAAAGAUGAGGCGGACGUGUGGUUCGUGGGUCUGAAGGCCUCUGUUGCUGGCGCUCAGUUGCGUAAGUCCAAGCUCAACAACAUCAAUCAUGUAGGAUCUACGAAUGCUACCAAUCAUUCACUCAAGAGGAGCAGUUUAUCUUUGACAUCACGCUUUGGAAGUUUUGACAAUUUACGCCGGGAAAGCGGAGACUUUUUCAAAACUUCGAGUUUCAUAGGCAGCCCUUUGCGAUCAGAGAAAGGAUAUCUUGGUGGAUCACUAUCUACAGUAGAAACAAAGAACAACUAUGACGCGGGUUCUGUAGGAGGGUCGAUGCAUUCCGGGAGUUCAUCGAUGGGUUCCGACAGCGUGAGUGCACAGCUGAGGCUUGUCGGCGCGGGGCAAUCUGACAAUUACAGAAUCAGCAUGUCAAGUGCUGUGAGCUCGUCGAGCCAGAGCUCUCAGCAUGGCGAGGACGGGUCACACCACGCUGAGGCGUUGGGUGAUGUGUACAUGUGGGGGGAGGGUGUAGGCGAUGGCAUUUUGGGGGGCGGUUCAGUGAGAAUCGGCGCUGGUGGCGCUAUGAACUUGGAUGCUCCUCUGCCGAAGGCUUUGGAGUCUGCCAUUGUUCUUGACGUGCAGUACGUUGCCUGCGGGGGAAAGCAUGCGGCACUGGUGACGAAGCAGGGAGAGGUGUUCACGUGGGGGGAGGAGUCGGGCGGGCGGCUUGGGCAUGGGGUGGAUUGCGACGUGUCACAUCCUCAGCUGGUGGAAGCUCUGGCAUCGUCGACGACGGAAGUUGUGGCAUGCGGGGAGUAUCAUGGUUGCGCGGUGACGCUGUCCGGGGAUCUGUACACUUGGGGGGACGGGACGCACAGCCUGGGACUGCUGGGGCACGGCAACGACAUCAGCCACUGGAUACCGAAGCGAGUGAACGGGCCGUUGGAGGAGGUGCGAGUGGCGUCGAUAGCAUGUGGACCUUGGCACACCGCGGUGGUGACGACGGCGGGGCAGCUGUUCACGUUCGGGGAUGGGACGUUCGGGGUGCUGGGACACAACGACAGGCAGAGCGCAUACUCUCCGCGGGAGGUGGAGUCGCUGAAGGGAUUGAGGACGGUGAGGGCGGCAUGCGGAGUGUGGCACACCGCAGCGGUGGUGGAGGUGAUGGUGGGAAGCUCGAGCGCGAGCAGCUGCUCAUCCGGAAAGCUGUUCACGUGGGGGGACGGGGAUAAGGGGCGAUUGGGGCACGGCGACAAGGAACAGCGGCUGGUACCGACGUGCGUAGCGGCACUGGUGGAUCACAACUUCCGGAAGGUGGCGUGCGGGCACAGCCUGACGGUGGCACUGACGACGAAGGGGGAGGUGUUCACGAUGGGGAGUUCGAUGUUCGGGCAGUUGGGGGAUCCACAAGCGGAUGGGAAGCUGCCAGGGAUGGUGGAGGGGAGGCUGGUGGAUGCGUAUGUGGAAGACAUAGCGUGCGGAGCACAUCACGUGGCUUGUGUGACCCUGAAGUCGGAGGUGUACACAUGGGGGAAGGGUGCGAACGGGCGACUGGGGCACGGGGACCAGGAAGACAGGAACACGCCGACGCUGGUGGAAGCGCUGAAGGAGAAGCAGGUGAAGAGCAUCGCGUGCGGUGCAACGUUUACAGCUGCUGUAUGCCUGCACAAGUGGUUGUCGGGAGCGGACCAGAAUGCGUGCUCUGGGUGCCGGCAACCGUUUAGUUUCACUCGCAAGCGGCAUAACUGCUACAACUGCGGGCUGGUUUUUUGCCACGCGUGCAGCUCGAAGAAGGCUCUGAAGGCGUCGUUGGCUCCGAAUCCAGGGAAGCCGUAUCGGGUAUGCGAUCCGUGCUGCGUGAAGCUUCGAAAGGCGAGCGAGGGCGGAGUAGGAGCCGGAGCGUCGUUGUCGAAGCGGGGUGCUCCGAGCCGGAAUCGGGGGAUGGAGGUGAAAGAAGGAUCUGGCAAGGGGGAGUUCCGGGUACCUAGGCCUCAGGCGCCAAACGCAGGGAGGCCGCCGAUCACAUUGGAAUUUGGAAAGGCGGGGGAGGGGAAGUUGGGGAUGAAGCGGGGCAAGAAGCCGGAGAAUUCAUCAAGUCGAGUAUCACCAGUCCCGAACGGGACGAGUGGCGGGUCGACGUGGGGUGCGGUGAGCGUUCCAGCGGGGUUUUCGAAACCUCCAUUCCAACCAAGUCUGAACGGUCCGCUGGCGAUAUCGAGCUCGGUAGUGUCAGGUCGGGCGGUGUCAAGAGCAGUGUCACCCCUGUCGAGACGGACAAGCCCUCCUCGAUCGACGACGCCGACUCCAACGGGGUCUGGGCUGGCGAUACCCAAGACGGUGGUGGAGGAUUUGAAGAAGACGAACGAUACUUUGAGUUGCGAAAACAUUCAACUGAGGUCGCAUAUUGAGAGUUUAUCCCGGGAGCUUCAGAGGCUUGAUGGAGAGUUUCAGCGAUCCGCACAGCAACUCCAGAAUGCUGUUGUGAUGGCUACGGAGGAGUCAGCCAAGUCUAGGGCUGCUAAAGAAGUAAUCAAGUCUCUUACCACUCAGCUGAAAGAGAUGGCAGAGAGGUUGCCUCAAGGUGGUUUCAAACACGCUCGAUCAGUGUCCUUAUCUCUUGCCCGUCUCGGCGUAACAAAUGACGCUGUAGAUAAUGCUGCCCUUGACUCACUGGGAACGCCAUGCAAUGAACGCCUGGGUUCGGUCUUUCAGCAAUGCAGACCAAACAUGUCAACCCUCAACAUCCAAGAUACUGAGGCAAAUGGAAUCGCCAAUUCUCAGACACUCUCAGUACGGGCUUCUCAAAGACAGGACAACCUUCCAUCUACCUCAGGUCCUUCCCCUCAUACGGAGGCUGACAUUAGUAGUACAUUGGGCAGGAUAGAAGGAAGUGAGCGAGUGGCAACUAGGCCAGCGGAAGAUAUGAAUGGAGAUGAUAUAGCACAGGGAAUCGAGGAAGGGAACAGGACUUCAGCUUGUCCUGUGUUGGUUGGGAAUGGAAGAGAGCCCGAGACAGAGUGGGUAGAGCAAGAUGAACCUGGGGUGUACAUCACAUUGACAGCCCUCCCAGAAGGCGGUAAGGAUUUGAGACGCGUGCGGUUCAGUCGAAAACGGUUCAGUGAAAGGGAAGCUGAGCAGUGGUGGGCAGAGAAUCGGGUGAGAGUACAUGAACAAUACCAAGUACGAGGCGGAAUCGACAGAAGGAGCAACCUUAGUGAAACUCCUGGUUAAGCUGCCAUGCGUGUUGGAAGCCGGCAAGAGGAUUUCGGGAGGUCGAUUCCUUUUUCUUCUAGGCCGGGUUCAUACUGACACAUCGGGGGUUUGGAGCAUUUUAGUGUACAGGAAACAUGGAGAAGAGUUUGCAGCGGCAACUUACUUGGAGCUUGUUCCGAUUGCCUCUUCUUACCUGAAGCGCAAUGUGGAGUAUACCGUGGAAAGGGAUGCCAAUAGCACCUUGUGUAAGAAGAACGCUAGUUUUAAAAAAAGGCCACGAUACAAAUCUCUGGUUGAAUUGUGACAUUAAGCUGUGGGUUUUCUUGUUAAUUCCAUCGAAGCUUGGAUGACACAGUAAAGGAACUUUCACUGCAUCAGCAUUUAAUUCCGCUUCCUCAACGGGUCUUCCUUUCAUCAGUGAUUAUGCACUGGUAUUGAACAGGCUACUCCUAUUAAUUCUCAAUUGUAUCAGGGUGCAUUGUAUGCCCACACAGAUGACAUACAUGGAGGAUGCUCCCUGUUCCUGUCAACUGUGUUUUCAGGCAUGAUAUAAUAGCAAGAUGUGGGAACAGCUUGUCUUAUGUAUCACGCCUCUCUCCAUGUGUAGGUUGAACUCUUCUCUGUAGCUUAGUCUAUUGAUUAGAUUUGGAAUUUUAUAGAGCAGCUUGUCAGGACUUGUAUUAUAGCUCUUCUACCAUUACCUGGUGCUUGGUCUGUACCAUAUGUAAUAUAAAUUUGUACCAAUCAUUUUGUAAUCAUCUCUCGGAUAUGUAUUCAAGCAAA